AUGUCUUACACCAACAAAAAGAGAAAAGAACCAUCCUACGAGAAGGACAUUAUUUCAAAUAACAAGCUAAAGAAUGCAAACACCGACUCUUCUGUAUAUACAUCCGAAGAAGAUACUGUAGAUACGUCUUUAUCUGAGUCUUCCGCUAAUUCUACAAAUGUCCUUUCUUCUCCAGCAAAACGAUCUAAAAAUGAUGGAAUUAACGGUACUUCAAGCCCAACUCAACAAUCUUCACGCGAAAAUAAAACGUCUGCACGGGAGAAAAGCAAGACGACACAAACAUUAAAAGAACGCCCGUUUAAAAUCAAUCCACCACCAACCGAUAGGCCCGUUCGCAUAUAUUGCGAUGGAAUAUAUGACUUGUUCCACUUUGGCCAUGCCAAAUCGUUGGAACAAGCCAAAACUUCUUUCGCCCAUGUAUAUUUGCUUGUGGGAGUGUGUGACGAUGACACCACCCACACCAGAAAAGGAAAAACCGUGCUUAAUGAGCGUGAACGCGCAGAAUCACUGCGCCAUUGUAAAUGGGUUGAUGAAGUUAUAGAACAUGCACCUUGGGUAGUAACCCAAGAAUUUAUUGAUAAGUAUAAUAUUGAUUACGUCGCCCACGACGAUAUUCCUUAUGCUUCCAAUGACACUGCCGAUGUGUAUGCGUUUGUUAAAGACCAGGGGCGUUUUCUUCCCACACAGCGCACAAACGGAAUCUCGACUUCCGACCUCAUAACUCGUAUAGUACGAGACUACGAUCAAUAUGUGCGACGCAAUUUAGAACGGGGGGUUUCCCCCAAGGAGUUAAACAUUGGAUUUCUUAAGGAGCAAGAGCUACACAUGAAAAGGUCUAUCUCUGAAAUUCGCACCACCAUCCAUCAAAAUUGGCAUGGAACUAAAGUGGAGCUGAGCAAUGACCUUUCAGAAUUGAAAAAUGAUUUGGCACAAACCUUUGCCCUUUGGGAAUAUCGAAGUCAGGAAUUUGUUAGAGGAUUUGCUGCAAGGUUUGGUGCAGAAAGUGUUGUGGAUAAAAUCUUCCGCCGCCGGCCGCGCAGAACAUCCACAAAUGAGUCUGAAACCACAAAUGGUGGUUCCUCAGAUGAUGAAGGACACCGUUCGAGAAGCGUGUCCCCG
Racocetra persica is the source of this 1119-nucleotide messenger RNA. NCBI's taxonomy places the organism in Eukaryota, Fungi, Glomeromycota, Glomeromycetes, Diversisporales, Gigasporaceae. The record is from the annotation of a GenBank genome assembly.